AUGAAACCGGGCGCAAUUGACCGCUUACGACGCGCAAUGACGACAGGAAAUCUUGACCCAGGUUAUCUUCGCCGGUUUCUGAUAAAGAGAAUCAAAGCCGAUCAAUGCGCAGCUGCAAGGCACUUAUUCGUCUCCGAUCUCAAUUUACCGACCACCAACGCCGUCAUCAGUUGCUUCACAGAGCCCACAUCAUUCACCUCAUCUGGUCCAUUAGCUGGAAUACCUUUCGUGUCAAAGGAUAAUUACUGCGUCAAAAGUUUCGAGGCCACCACUUGCGCGUCGAAGGCCCUUAACAACUAUGUUUCGCCAUACAGCGCUUCUGUUGUGCAGGCCCUAUUUGAUGCUGGAGCUGUUUGUUUGGGCAAGACAAAUAUGGAUGAGUUCGCAAUGGGAUCAGGAACUACCGAGAAUGCAUUACAUGGUCCUGUUGUUAAUCCCUGGUCCACCACUCCAAACGAUCCCCGGAUUGCUGGUGGGAGUUCUGGAGGCAGUACAGCAGCAGUGGCCGCCGGGUUAGCACCGUUCGCCUUAGCCUCGGAUACUGGGGGUUCGGUGAGAAACCCAGCAGCUCUCUGUGGUGUUGUCGGACUGAAACCAACCUACGGAUUGAUCUCCCGUCAUGGAAUGGUUCCACUUGCUAAUAUAUUUGACUGUCCCUCCCUCACAGCUACCCGAGUAGCUGAUAUCCAAGAGGUGCUUGCAGCGUGGCUUAGACCCAGAAGCGCUGCCAGGACUGGAGAUUCCACGCUAGCUGUUGCGAAACCUCCUAAGUUAUGUAGUUCACCUCGAAUUGGUAUUCCGAAGGAGUACUAUGCACCUGGUAUGGUGUCGGAGGUUGCUGAGGUAUGGAAUCGCGUGGCUUCGUGGCUAGCUGAUGACUUUAAUUUAUCGGUAGAAUCCGUGAGUCUUCCUCACACACCCGUCGCCACUGCAGUUUACUCGGUCCUGUGCUCGGUGGAAGUGGCAUCCAAUAUGGCCCGAUAUGAUGGUCUUCGAUAUGGUCUCCGCGUGGAGCCUUCUCAAGAAUUGUGUGAAACACUGGCUCAGCUGAACUUAGAUACAUUGGAUGGACUAAUGGCAGCAUCGAGGCAGUGGAGCUUUAAUGACGAGGUGCGGAACCGAAUAUUGGCUGGAAACUUUUUCCUGCUUCGUGGACAGAGACAUAAGCACUUAGAUGCGGCACGAAGGCUUUGGCGCCUGGUGAAGGCGGAUUAUGAUCAGGUCUUUACACAGGUAGACUUCCUUCUAGCCCCCAUUAAUCUACAUCCGGCUCCCAAUUUGCACGAAUUCCGUCAACUGGAUAACCGUUCGCGAAUUGCUCGUGAGGACCCUUGCACGGUUGGAGUUAAUUUGGCGGGUGUUCCAGCGAUCGCUAUACCAAUUCAGUUAAGUUGUCGAGAGAAACUACCAAUAGGGUUGCAGCUCAUCGGCCCUCCUUGGUCUGAAUCACAGCUACUUACGUUAGCAGGACGCAUCGAGGAAAGAGCCGACUUUCCUCUGCUUGUGGAAAUACCCAAACUUCUCGGAGUGGACUAA
Mesocestoides corti is the source of this 1536-nucleotide messenger RNA. Lineage: Eukaryota; Metazoa; Platyhelminthes; Cestoda; Cyclophyllidea; Mesocestoididae. The record is from the annotation of a GenBank genome assembly.